This is a messenger RNA of Ooceraea biroi (clonal raider ant), 2638 nucleotides long. RefSeq names its product orexin receptor type 2. The record is from RefSeq and is a predicted model, not a curated record. NCBI's taxonomy places the organism in Eukaryota, Metazoa, Arthropoda, Insecta, Hymenoptera, Formicidae. Gene Ontology annotation, biological process: G protein-coupled receptor signaling pathway. Gene Ontology annotation, cellular component: plasma membrane. Gene Ontology annotation, molecular function: neuropeptide Y receptor activity.
AGAGUCUGCCGGCGCGUCCGCAUCCUCUUCGACACCGAAGGAGACCGUACCGCGUCCGGGGUGUAUACUGAGCACUGCACCUUUAACGAUACCCCGAGAAACCAUUGCAGUGACUCGUCGAGCAAUCGUGCGCGCAUACUUGAUUUCUCCUCGCAAAAGUACUUCGCGAGAUUAACUUUGCGGACUUUCCGAAAUCGCGUAAGUUCUACAUCGUCCUCGUGAAUAUCGAGGUCUUGAUUUGCGACUCGGUAGAAGUUCAAAGGUUGUCAUUGAUUUAUUGCAAGUGCUUGUCAAUGAUUUCUGAGUGAAGGAAUGCAUGACUCCAACUUCAAAGAAACUCCACGCUAAGACCGCGUGGACACAAUCACGACUAUAGAAAAAGAAGGAAAAGAAAUUCACAAACUUUAAAGGCACAUUGGUCGCCGUGCACCAGCAUCUCUGAGGAGCGUUACGAUGUAUUUUUAAAGACUAUCAAUGAUUUACAUCAAAGCUGACAUAACUCGCGUUAGUAUCCGAUCUAUUGAAAUUCUAUCGAACGAUGAAUACAUCACGCGACGCGACAGAAUGUCGAGGCUGAAAGCGAGCCACGACUAAAUCAUUCGCGCGACAUGUAAUUUCACGUGACAAUUGGCGGAUACUCUCAUCAGUGUAUUAUACGUCGAAGGCAUGAAUCGCGCUACGUCGAUAAUCGUCAUUUGGCUGAUGGCACCUCGUUCAAGCGAUGCGGUCGAGGAUGCGACUGACUAUUAUCCACUCGCGGAGAACGACGGCGAUUUCGAGUAUGCGAACGCCACGAAUUGCACAAACGACUACUGCAUCCCGGACGAAGACUACAUCGGCUUGAUGAUGCAGCACAUAUUCCCGAAAUUCCCGGAUUGGGUGUUAAUUGCCAUGCACAGCGUCGUUUUUACAGUCGGCCUCUUUGGUAACGCGCUCGUCUGCAUGGCCGUUUAUCGAAAUCACUCAAUGAGGACCGUGACCAAUUAUUUCAUCGUCAACUUGGCGGUGGCCGAUCUGCUCGUUCUGUUAAUCUGCUUGCCGCCGUCGGUUCUCUGGGACGUCACGGAGACCUGGUUCCUCGGAUUAAAACUCUGCAAGGCUGUACCUUAUCUCCAGACGGUAUCGGUGAGUGUCAGCGUUUUAACGCUGACUUUCAUAUCGAUCGAUCGAUGGUAUGCCAUAUGCUUCCCAUUGAAGUUCAAGUCCACAACGGGUCGAGCGAAAACAGCCAUCAUAAUCAUCUGGCUGAUAGCACUACUUUUCGACAUUCCGGAGCUCCUGGUGUUGCACACGGUGCCAUCGAAUAGUCGAGUGCAAACUAUAUUAUUCACGCAAUGUGUCUGGUCGUGGAGUCAAGAGAGUCAGACCACCUUCACGAUCAUCAAGCUGAUCUUUUUGUACACCGGCCCGUUGCUCUUCAUGAGCGUGGCGUACUGGCAAAUUGUACGUGUCCUUUGGAGAAGCGAUAUUCCAGGACACAAUUUGUCUACUAGAAUCUGUCAUUCAACCGAAAUUCCAUUCUCCGGAGGUGGAAAUCCAGAAGGUCAAUUGAGAUCUCGACGGAAAGCAGCGAAGAUGUUAGUUGCUGUGGUGCUCACAUUUACAAUAUGCUUCUUUCCGGUGCAUUUACUCUCUAUUCUAAGAUGUAUUAUGGCGUUACCGUCGAAUCAAUGGACGAUUGCCGUUAGUCUAAUAGCCCACUGGCUUUGUUAUUUUAAUAGCGCGGUGAAUCCUGUCAUCUAUAAUUUCAUGAGCGGGAAAUUUCGUAAGGAGUUCAAGCACACCUUCCGGUGUUCUCACAGUGGCGGGAAUUACGUCCACAGACGUGGACAUGUUAUGGGCAUCUCGGAUCCGUUGAAACAACGCUCGCAAACUUGUACAAGAUCAAUGCAUACGUUGUCCAAUAAUAAUAAUGUUCAACAAAGCACUGAAGUCAUACCUCUCAGUGCUAUAAUCAAUGUACCACAGAACGAGAAGCAAGAAUAAAUCGCGUUUCUGUAUCACAUAUCCUAAGCGCGUCGGUUGUCCUCUUCAAGUUUUUUUUUUAACUGAUUUGGGAUAGAAUAUCUCGACAAAAAUACCAAAGAAUGUACAAUUCUCGAGUUAUUAACAAGAUUUCUGGUGAAUCAAGCUCCAGGAAAAAUUACAAUUGAUAGAAUUAUACGCUUUAAUCAACUCUAGGUAGAUUCUGUUUCAAUCGCAAAUUUUAAUGUCAAAUUGUAAGACAUAACGCUAGUAAGAAAAUAAUAUGCGAUAUACGAUCAGCUUCAUUGAAUCGAGGAUGAAAUCAAAGCCAAAGCUGUGAUUAAGAGGACAUCCAGAGGAUUUAGGGACACUCAGUACAGAGAUAAUACCAUUAGACAAACUCGAAUUGUUCCUAUGUAAUGCGCGUUGGCGUAUCUCAUUCGAUAAGCGGUCCUCCUCAGGUUUUGUUGGGUUGAACCAGCCCAUAUAGUAUUUAAUCGAUAUGUAAAUAGGCGAUUACGAAAUGCGAACCGCACGAUACCGUUAAAGCUGCUGCUUGAAAUAUUUUAUUAUAUAUUGCAGAUGUAAAUAUAACAAUCACAUCACAGAUCAAUAACUGACGGAGUUGGAGAGCUAAAUGCACGAUACGAAAAUUUCGAAGAAUAAAUGCAAA